Arachis ipaensis is the source of this 570-nucleotide messenger RNA. NCBI's taxonomy places the organism in Eukaryota, Viridiplantae, Streptophyta, Magnoliopsida, Fabales, Fabaceae. The record is from RefSeq and is a predicted model, not a curated record.
AUGAAGGUGGAAGAAGAGGACUAUACAAGAAUUCCAGUAUGGAUUCAAAUGUGGGGAAUGCCAGAAUUUUGUAAAACCAGAACAGCAGCGAUGAGGAUAGGGCAGAGAUUAGGGGAGGUAGUGGAGGUGGAUUCCUUCUUGAUGAGAGGAAAGGAGGAUAGGAUUAUGAAAGUGAGAGUCAACUUAGAUGUAACCAGAACUCUUCGACAGUCAAUUAAGGUAUCAAGCCCUGACAAAAUUGUGUUUGAAAUCAUGCUGAAGUACGAGAAAAUUGAGAUUUACUGUGGCUUCUGUGGACACAUUGGACAUGAAACUAGAAACUGUGCUAAUUAUUUGGAGAUCUCAGAAAUAAACCAAGAAGUGGAAGAAAGAUGGAAUAAGGAGUUAAGGGCAGAUCAACUUGGCUGGAGAAUUGAUGAAACUAAGGAGAAUGCCUACCCUAAUCAUAGAAGAAAAGAAGUCAGGUCAAUUCACCCAGAUAGUAAGCCAACACCAGUGAGCCUAUUGAAGAGUUUUUCUCAACUAUCACUAUCCAAUCCAAAAUAUACUUCUUCUCUCACAAUAACAUAG